AUGUUUGUGUGUCUGAGAAUCGACAGCUUCUCGGGGUGCGAGCAGGUUUAUUUAUGGCUGUACUCCGAAAAGGACUGGGAAACGGCAAAGGGACUGUGUCAGUGUCCACGGCGGGUACGGCUGCCCUGGUGUGGAAGCAGAAGGGGGCAUGGUGCGCCUGCCUGGGGACCCCCACACAGUGCCGCUCCGGCGGGCGCCCGUGUGCUCCGCAGACGUGUCGUGGGAAAAACACGGCCUCCUGGUUUACGUUAUGUAGGAUUAUGGAAUCGCUGGAGGAGUUCACUGGUGCGGUGUUUUAGAGCACUUUGCUGCAAGGGACCGCCACCACCGCGACCUGAAUAUGACUUGGUUUGUAUAGGCCUCACUGGUUCUGGCAAGACAAGUCUUCUGUCACAGCUUUGCAGUGAAAGCCCGGAGAAUAUAGUGUCUACCACAGGUUUUAGUAUAAAAGCGGUGCCAUUCCAGAAUGCCAUCUUGAACGUAAAAGAACUUGGAGGGGCUGACAAUAUCAGGAAAUACUGGAGUCGUUACUACCAAGGAUCCCAGGGGGUAAUAUUUGUAUUAGACAGUGCCUCCUCUGAAGAUGACCUAGAAACUGCUAGAAAUGAACUGCAUUCUGCUCUCCAGCACCCACAGUUAUGUACUUUGCCGUUUUUAAUACUGGCCAAUCAUCAAGACAAGCCAGCAGCUCGCUCCGUUCAAGAGAAUCAGGCUCUUACAACCUCGCUCAAUGUGCUUGUCUUUCUGAAAUUGCCUCAGAAUUGGUAUUGCCAGUGUAUUCACAAUGAUGCUUCAGCCUUUGGGCCACAUGGCUCGACCAGCGAAGAGCAGGUUCAGCCACCUACCCAUGAGGAUCCCAGCUUUGCCAGGGGACCCCCAUGUGGUGGCACGGACCACCACCCCCAGCAGCCUGGCUCGGCAGGCACAGCUGGAGACUUCCUGUGCUGGAAGGAGAUCAAAAUUUCCUGUGUCCAAAGCUGGUUUCAUCUUGAUUGGUGA
Molecule: messenger RNA, 999 nt
Organism: Tauraco erythrolophus (red-crested turaco)
Lineage: Eukaryota; Metazoa; Chordata; Aves; Musophagiformes; Musophagidae
Source: RefSeq, a predicted model, not a curated record